AUGACUUUCACUCUCGUACCCUUCCCUCCUUCGCCUGACGGCUCUGUUGAUGAGAAUCCAUCAGCAGGCUUCUUCAAGGCUCCAUCCACCGCGCAUGCAGCUUUCAACAAUGGAUCAGUUACUCCUCCUCAGGACGAAAAGUUUCUAAAAGCUCAUACUCGCCUGUCCCAAUCAUCGGUUCCUCACGUCCGCGGGCCACACGUCUUGAAAUCUGUUGUGGCAGUGAUCGGCGUCGGUUACGUGGGCCAUGAACUUGUCACGGCCUUUUCCCAAGUCUACCCCGUCGUGGCCUAUGAUGUUGAUCGGCGCCGUCUCGACCAUCUCAAAGAGACGGCCGCUCAUCCAAACAUCCGAUACACCAGCAACCCAAGUGAUAUUGCAGAGGCAACCCACUUCCUAAUCUCCGUUCCCACGCGGCUGCACCAUGACAACACCGUCGACACACAACAUCUCGAGAGUGCCAUCUCCCUCGUCGCUGAACAUGCCAGGAUAGGCUCAACGGUGAUCAUUGAGAGCUCGGUCGCAGUGGGCAUGACUCGCCAGCUCAUCCAAGAUGUGAUGCGUUCCAAGGGUCUGAAGGCGGGCAUGUCCCCCGAACGUGUAGAUCCCGGUCGGGUAAUCCCUACCUUCGAGACGAUUCCCAAGGUCAUCUCAGGCCUCGACGAUAUCACCCCUGGUUCCUUGGCCAGCAUCCACGAGUUGUACCAGGAAGUCUUCCAACAUCUGGUCCAUGUGUCCUCGCCCGAGGUAGCCGAAAUGACCAAAUUAUACGAAAAUUGUCAGCGUAUGGUCUGUAUUGCCUAUGCAAACGAGAUGGCCGACGCAUGUCACGCCAUCGGGAUCAACGCUUUGGAGGUCUCCGCGGCUGCCGCCACCAAACCAUUCGGGUACCAGCCCUAUUCGCCCGGCCUUGGUGUUGGCGGACACUGUAUCCCGGUCAACCCAUACUAUCUCCUCACGAAUUCACAAUUUCCUCUGCUCCAGGCAGCCGCAGAGAAAAUGGCUGACAGACCAGCCAGAAUGGGUGACCGGGUGAUGCGAAAGUACCUCAAACAGAGUAAAGCUACCAACGGAGGGGAUCGUGCUCGCAUUUUGGUGGUGGGCGUGGGUUUCAAGCGUGGACAAUCUGUGCUGAGCAACUCUCCAGGACUCUCACUCAUCCGCCACUUGCUUUCGGAGUGGGAGGCCUAUGUUGCUUUUGCAGACCCCUUGGUGUCAGCUGACGCUGUGCCUUUUGUUCCCAGACUGGACGAUACAACGCGAUGGAACAAGAAGGGUCUAGAAGAGUUCGAUAUCGUCAUUGUCGCAGUGGAUCAAGUGGGUUUAGAUCUGGCAGUCCUGGACGGGCUCGAAGGUGUAAUGGUGGAGAACUUUGUCACUUCUUGUUAA
This is a messenger RNA of Penicillium brasilianum, 1389 nucleotides long. Lineage: Eukaryota; Fungi; Ascomycota; Eurotiomycetes; Eurotiales; Aspergillaceae. The record is from the annotation of a GenBank genome assembly.